CAACCGAGGUACAUUGAAGCAGGACGCACAUGCGUUAUAGUCCAGCAGCGCUGUUCGAGUUAGUUGCGGGUUAGGGCAUUGUUCGUUGGUGAAAUCAGUACGAUUAUAUUAUUCGGCUCUGAAUCCAGUGACAAAAUGGCUGAUAAGAUGGAUAUGUCUCUGGACGACAUCAUCAAGCUGAACAAACGAGGGGGUGGUGGGGCCCGCGGCGGCAGGGGAGGUCGUGGUCGAGGAGGACGAGGUGGGAACGUCGGUCGACUUGGAAGCAGCGGGGGAGGAGGCGCUGGAUCAGGCCCUAUGCGGAAUCGACAGACCCUGAGUCGCGGUAGAAGCAGACCCACGCCGUAUACCAGGCCCAAGCAACUCCCAGACAAAUGGCAACAUGACCUGUUUGACAAUGGCUUUGGUGCCAGUGCCAGUGCCGGGGCUGGUACUGGUGGGGGUGGUGGAGCAGGUGUGGAAACUGGGGGCAAGCUCCUUGUUUCUAACCUAGACUUUGGGGUCUCUGAUGCAGACAUUCAGGAGCUGUUUGCAGAGUUUGGAACGCUUAAGAAAGCAGCAGUACACUAUGACCGAUCGGGCCGCAGUUUGGGAACAGCAGAUGUUCACUUUGAGAGGAAAGCAGAUGCACUGAAAGCCAUGAAGCAGUAUAACGGAGUUCCACUUGAUGGGCGUCCAAUGAACAUUCAGCUCGUCACAUCACAGAUUGAUGCACAAAGACGGCCCACCAUGCAAGGCAGCCUGAAUCGAGGAGGUGGUGGAAUGAACCGAAGCAGAGUUGGUACUUUUGGAGGGAUGACGAGGCGGGGAGGUCGCGGUGGUGGAACCAGAGGCAGGGGUAGAGGCGGAAGGAGUACGAACAAACAGCAGCUGUCUGCCGAAGAACUGGACGCCCAGCUAGAUGCCUACAAUGCCAGAAUGGAUACCAGCUAAAACCACUGAUGUCUACCAAGUCCCAUCUUUUUUUAUAUCAUCCCUCAUGUUGGUUGUGGGUGGUUAGAGUUCCUUUGGCAGUGGACAUUUGGAUGCUUUACAUGCACCUGUUUUUAGAAUCAGUUUUAAGUUUAUGUAAGGAUGUGUUUUCUUUUAAAAUGGCCUGAACAAUUUUUCUACCUUUUUUUUUUUUUUGAAAAAGACUGUAGGAUUUUAAGGGGAGGGGACGUAUAGUUACUUUAAUACCUUUUUCUCUCAAGUCUGUCAGUCAUUGUAAUAAACCUGCAGUAAAUAUAUUAACACUCUGGUUGUUAUCCAAUUUCUGCCAGCCUAUAAAAAGGGAACUGGGUGAUAAUGUCACUACUGUCUUAGGUCCUUGUUAUCUCAGUGAGCGGAGAGAAUGCAGUGCACAAUAUGAGUCGUCCAGGUGAUUUUAAGAUCAGCUUUGCCUCAAUGAAAUACUCUGAGGGUGUACAGUAGCCCAGCAUUACCAGCUUUGAUUUUAUACAAAAAAGAGUCAUCU
Molecule: messenger RNA, 1456 nt
Organism: Megalops cyprinoides (Indo-Pacific tarpon)
Lineage: Eukaryota; Metazoa; Chordata; Actinopteri; Elopiformes; Megalopidae
Product: THO complex subunit 4-like
Exons: 6
Coding region: 136-933 (265 amino acids)
Biological process (GO): mRNA export from nucleus
Cellular component (GO): nucleus
Molecular function (GO): mRNA binding
Source: RefSeq, a predicted model, not a curated record